CAAUAAUGAUCUUUCUUAAACAAACACGCGUGCUUGUUUUUAUAACAACAUGGAUUUUUAUAGUGACCCAAACAUCAUGUAGCUUGAACCUCGGGCUCAUAUCCGGAGACCACAGACGUCUGACCAGCCCAAUAGUAAUCAAGAAGGUUUUGAGACAUUCACCAAUCACGAUAAAUGUUAAUACCGUUAAAUCUCCCUUAAAAUUGACAUCUCCAUUAACUUCACCGAAGCUUCCUUCAGAGCUUUUCCCAUUAAAAUCGAAAUUAAGACCUUUAACUAAAUUGAAACCAAUUAAAUCGAAAUUAAUUAAAAUUCCAAAAGUUCCUAAAAUACCAAAACUACCAAAGUUACCUCUUUUACCUUUACCUUUACUACCAAUAUUGCCUCCAUUACCAUUACUACCUUUGCCCAUUUUACCACGUUUACCAAAACCUUUGAAAAUUUCUACAUUAAAAAGAAAAACUGCUCUUGAAAAGGCAUUGGGAACUAAUAUAAAGCCUGUGAUAAAAAUUCCAUCGAAAUUGAAUAAGAAUAUUUUAAAAACGUUGUUAGAUUUGAAGAAAAGAGGUUCAUUAACCACUGCCGAAUUUUUAAGGUUUAAGAAAUUGUUGGUGAAAUAACUUAAGGAAUAUUCUUUAUUACUUUGUUUUU
Messenger RNA from Colias croceus (clouded yellow), 651 nucleotides. RefSeq lists its product as uncharacterized. Bases 6 to 620 code for a protein of 204 amino acids. NCBI's taxonomy places the organism in Eukaryota, Metazoa, Arthropoda, Insecta, Lepidoptera, Pieridae. The record is from RefSeq and is a predicted model, not a curated record. The transcript is spliced from 2 exons.